CUCACUUGUACCCUCCUCCUCUUUUGUUGCUUGCAGAAUACCUGUGUACUGGUGAUCAGCAAUAUGCCUUCUGCUCAUAACAGGUUGCACUCCCCUAUCAAGUGGUCAUCCAAGAACUGACUCGUUACCUUAUCAAGGCGGUAGACAAACAUGUCACAUUCGCACUGAGGAUCUGACCAUGCCCUUACACAGCAAAACUCAAGGAUUCACCCUGCUGCAUCAGAUUCAAGCUUCAGAGUUGGAGAACAUAUCCAGGCCAGCAUUGAAACUGCCCCUUGAAAGACCACUCAGUGAAAUGUACGUGGAGAACAACAGAACAGGGAUUUUCAACUACCCCGAAGGCACGACAUAUGAUUUUGCUGGUGCUCCAGUCUAUAGUUCUGCUAACUUAACUUACGCAGCCAGUUCUGAAAAGUUUGGAUCCAGCAGCCUGGCUGGACUUCAUUCCCUGAACAAUGUGCCGCAAAGCCCAGUAGUGUUUCUACAAACAGGACCACAGCUGUCACCCUUCAUACACCACCAUGGUCAGCAAGUGCCGUACUAUCUGGAAGGUGAACAAGGCUCAUUCGGAGUACGAGAAGCUGCACCCUCCACCUUUUACAGGUCAGGUUCGGAUAGCAGACGACAGAGUGGAAGGGAUCGAAUGUCCUCCGUUAAUGAUAAAGGUCCACCAGCUAUUGAGUCCGGCAAGGAAACCAGAUAUUGUGCAGUAUGCAGUGACUAUGCAUCUGGUUACCACUAUGGUGUAUGGUCCUGUGAAGGAUGCAAGGCCUUCUUCAAAAGAAGCAUACAAGGGCAUAAUGACUAUAUGUGUCCUGCGACCAAUCAGUGCACUAUUGACAAGAACAGGAGAAAAAGCUGCCAAGCCUGUCGACUGCGCAAAUGCUAUGAAGUGGGGAUGAUGAAAGGGGGUAUCAGAAAAGAUCGUCGGGGAGGUCGUUUGAUGAAGAGCAAACGACAAAAAGAAGAGGAGCAGAAAACUGAAGUGGACACAACCGAGAUUAGAACAGCUUCAAUUUGGGUUAACCCCACUGUUAAAAGCAUGAAGCUAAACCCAGUGUUGUCAAUGACUGCAGAGCAGCUAAUCAGUGCCUUAAUGGAGGCUGAACCACCAAUCGUAUAUUCUGAGCAUGACUCAAGCAAACCACUAUGUGAAGCUUCCAUGAUGACCUUGCUUACAAACCUUGCUGAUAAGGAGCUGGUACACAUGAUAAACUGGGCAAAGAAAGUGCCAGGUUUCGUGGACCUAACUCUACAUGAUCAAGUACAUCUUCUAGAAUGUGCUUGGCUCGAGAUCCUAAUGGUUGGUUUAAUUUGGCGCUCCGUGGAACAUCCUGGAAAAUUAUCAUUUGCUCCUAACCUACUAUUAGACCGGAAUGAGGGGCGUUGUGUAGAAGGUUUAGGGGAGAUUUUCGAUAUGCUGGUUACUACAGCAACACGGUUUCGAAUGAUGAGGCUACGUGGGGAGGAAUUCAUGUGUCUUAAAUCUAUCAUUCUUCUUAACUCUGGUGUUUAUACUUUCCUGUCUAGUACUUUAGAAUCUCUAGAAGACACAGACCAAAUACACAUUAUUUUGGACAAAAUAAUAGAUACCUUGGUCCAUUUUAUGGCCAAAACAGGACUGUCACUUCAGCAACAGCAAAGACGAUUGGCUCAGCUGCUUCUCAUCCUUUCGCAUAUACGGCAUAUGAGCAAUAAAGGUAUGGAACACCUGUACAGUAUGAAGUGCAAGAAUGUGGUUCCAUUGUAUGAUUUGUUGCUGGAAAUGCUGGACGCGCAUCACAUGCACACACCAAAAGACAAAUUUGGAGCUCAGGAGGAGGAAAGCCAGAGCCCCGAGACAACCGCACCAACUACUUCGACGUGUGUGCAAUCCUUUUAUGUAAAUCAUGAGGAAGCAAGCUUGCAAAGCACUGUAUGAGAGUCCAUAUUUUGAUUUCAUUUUGAAUUGACCUGACAUGGUCAAGAAAUUCCCAGCAGAAUACUACCUAUAGUAACUAUAGUGGGUGCAUCAUACUAGCUGCAUAAUGCUGCAUAUAUAUAUAUAAACACUCCUGCAUGCAUCUAUUAUGAAAGAUUCCUAGGGCAGGAGUCCAUAUUCAACUUGCUAUUCUUCAGAAUUACAUGAGGAUCCACUGAUGAUGGACCCUUCACACAUCUCCUUCAUGACACCUUCUGUAUGCUGUUGCCUGUAUCAAGCCAUUACAGAGGAACGCAAGCUUAUUUGCCUACGCUUUCAUUUCUGGCCAGGCUUAUAGUGCCAAUAUAGCAUGGGCAAUUACCAAAAUCGUAUUAACUGUAUAGUUCUCACAUGCAAGAUUCAAUAAAUCACCAAGCUUUAACUAUAAAAUUCACAAUUCCACAUUAUGCACAAUAUCAUGUUUUUAACAUAACUAAUUCCCAUUGUUACUCUGUAUAUAUCAAUAAGGUGAUCUUCAUGUGCGUAAUUGAUUUUUGUCUGCAUCCGCCAAAUUACUCGGUUCCUGCCAGUUCUUUAGUUUGCUGACCCAUUUGAUCAGUUUCUCGAUAUGUCCUUGGAGAAUUUUUCAGAAUUGACACAUCUGGAGAUGCUAAUUUGCUGUUGUCUAACCAUCAAGGUUAAUAGGAGUCAUUCAUCUUAUGUGAAGAUACAAAAUAUGUGAUUUAAAUGUUUUACAAUUUCUUUUUUUACCAUUCUACCAGUACCUUCAUGGUAGGCAUCAAUGAUUCCUGGGUCUUUGGAUUGCUCUAAAAAGUAAACCUUUUUUCAGAAAUCAUUUACAUCAUGCAGCGACCAUUAUAACCUGUCUGU
This is a messenger RNA of Pelobates fuscus (common spadefoot toad), 2791 nucleotides long. It is a transcript of the gene ESR1, whose product is annotated as estrogen receptor 1. The record is from RefSeq and is a predicted model, not a curated record. The transcript has 8 exons. Bases 179 to 1921 code for a protein of 580 amino acids. Lineage: Eukaryota; Metazoa; Chordata; Amphibia; Anura; Pelobatidae. Gene Ontology annotation, cellular component: chromatin; nucleus. Gene Ontology annotation, molecular function: estrogen response element binding; nuclear receptor activity; zinc ion binding. Gene Ontology annotation, biological process: cellular response to estrogen stimulus; regulation of transcription by RNA polymerase II; estrogen receptor signaling pathway.